Molecule: messenger RNA, 1371 nt
Organism: Quercus robur (English oak)
Lineage: Eukaryota; Viridiplantae; Streptophyta; Magnoliopsida; Fagales; Fagaceae
Product: alanine--glyoxylate aminotransferase 2 homolog 1, mitochondrial-like
Exons: 6
Coding region: 496-1092 (198 amino acids)
Biological process (GO): glyoxylate catabolic process
Cellular component (GO): mitochondrion
Molecular function (GO): L-alanine:glyoxylate transaminase activity; pyridoxal phosphate binding
Source: RefSeq, a predicted model, not a curated record
GGGAAGAACAUACCUCCACUUUGGGGAGAUCCCAAAUUCUCUUCUGCCCCCUCCCUUUGGGGAGUUGGAGGACGUGCACUAUGCAGGAGGUCACAAUCCUAUAACAUACAAGAUUGUAUAAGUCAAGUUUUAGGACUUCAUAUUCUGGGUUGGUUGGGCCGGCUUGCUUUCCCUCCUCCUCGAUGUUUAUUAGUUCUUCCACCUCGGCCUCUCUCUUGUGGUGUUUUCCCUAAUUUUGAUUCCAUAUUUGUUCCUCGAGAUAAAGAUGUGUCUAAUUGUGAAGGCUCUGCUGACCUGCAUCAUAGUCCUUCAAUUGUUGAAUUUGAUGAGACGUCAUCACAAAUAUCUUGUCGUGACGCUCAGUCUUCGAGUGAAUUGUCAAUCCCCAAGAGUCCUCCUGCUUUGCUAAAAGGUAGCGUAACAACUUUAAACGUGGAUGUGCUUGAGCAGACAGUGUUGCAUGUUCAAAAUCAGCUUCUUACCCGUCUUGAAUCAAUGAAUCCGCUUCAACACGAGUCCAUGACACAGGGUGAAAUUCAUCAUGUUGUAAAUCCAGAUCCAUACCAUGGAGUUUUUGGUUCCGAUGCCAAUCGUUAUGCCAAAGAUUUGCAAGAUCACAUUGAUUUUGGUACUUCAGGAAAAGUUGCAGGAUUUAUAGCUGAAACAAUUCAGGGAGCUGGAGGAGCAGUUGAAUUGGCGCCUGGAUACUUGAAACUGGUUUAUGACAUUGUACGCAAGGCUGGUGGUGUCUGCAUUGUAGAUGAAGUGCAAACUGGCUUUGGUCGAACAGGAAGCAAUUACUGGGGCUUUGAAACACAGGGCGUCAUUCCUGAUAUAUUUACUAUGGCAAAGGGUAUUGGCAAUGGUUUACCAUUGGGAGCAGUUGUGACAACCCCAGAGAUUGCGAGUGUAUUGGCCCAGAAAAUUCAAUUUAAUACUUUUGGAGGAAACCCUGUAUGUUCGGCUGGGGGGCUAGCAGUGCUGAGAGUUAUUGACCAGGAGAAGCGUCAAGCUCAUUGCGCUGAUGUUGGUUCUCACUUGCUCAAGCGUUUGAGAGCUCUUCAGCAAACACAUGAAAGUAAUUACUCUUGAAUUUAACAUUUGUAAAAAAAUCAUCACACUUUUGUCUGUAUACGGGUAUCUAUUGUAAUUUAAUAGAUAAUAUUGGCCUUGCCCUUUUAGAGCACUUCCUCUAAGUCUCCAAAUUACAUUGAAAUGUGAAUCCUAUGAACCAAUUGUUAGGUUUCUAUGCACUAGUGGAAUUUCUUUCCUUAGUAUUAAAAACCCAUAUACGUAAUAUAGUAUUCCCAUUAAUCACUAAUUCCCAUUAAUCAAUGAAUGCAAACCUUAAGAAGGUCACUGUUAAUUUAA